AGAGAGAGAGAGAUCUAGAGAGAGCUAUAGAUGUUGAGUAGUGGAGGGUUCUUCGCAGUGAUCACGAUCGCCAUCUUCCUCUCUGCCGCCGCCGCCGAAGACUCUUCCAAUGAGUGUGUCUACACAUUCUACGUCCAAACCGGGUCGGGCAUAAAAUCCGGAACAGACUCCGCCAUCAGCGUCGUCCUCAGCGAUUCCCAAGGCCGGUCAGUGUGGGUCCCCAAUCUCCGGUCGUGGGGCCUGAUGGGCCACAGCCACGACUACUUCGAGCGCGGCAACCUGGACAUAUUCACCGGGCUCGGCCCGUGCGUCGGCGCGCCGCUGUGCCGCCUCAACCUCACCUCCGACGGGUCGGGGGCCCACCACGGCUGGUACUGCGAUUUCGUCGAGGUCACUUCCACCGGGCCGCACAAGGACUGCAGCCAGAGCAUCUUCUACGUCGAUCAGUGGCUGGCCACCGAUGCGCCGCCGUUUGAAUUGACGGCGGUGAUUGAUGGGUGUGAUGAGAGACUGGAUGGGCCAGCGAAAGCUGGGGCUUUUGUUGUGGGCAGCAAGCCCGUUGGAUCUGCUUCGGAAUAGUGUGGGCCUUUCAAGAAUAUUUUUUUUUCCCUUUGCUGUUAGCCUUGGAAAUCUUUUUCUUCUUUCUUCUUGUGAGUGUGAUAUUAUCUUUGAGAAUUUACGGAGGAGCCGUGAAUAAGUUAUUUACGGAGUUGCGCAAUCAUAACCGACAGUUUCGGCAAUUUAUUGUUGAGAUAUGUUUUUAAAUUUUGACCGAUAAUA
Rhododendron vialii is the source of this 780-nucleotide messenger RNA. Its product is annotated as PLAT domain-containing protein 3-like. The coding region runs from base 31 to 579 and encodes 182 amino acids. The record is from RefSeq and is a predicted model, not a curated record. The transcript has 3 exons. NCBI's taxonomy places the organism in Eukaryota, Viridiplantae, Streptophyta, Magnoliopsida, Ericales, Ericaceae. Gene Ontology annotation, molecular function: protein binding.